Molecule: messenger RNA, 2073 nt
Organism: Elephantulus edwardii (Cape elephant shrew)
Lineage: Eukaryota; Metazoa; Chordata; Mammalia; Macroscelidea; Macroscelididae
Gene: ADGRF4
Product: G protein-coupled receptor 115
Exons: 8
Coding region: 1-2073 (690 amino acids)
Biological process (GO): G protein-coupled receptor signaling pathway; cell surface receptor signaling pathway
Cellular component (GO): membrane
Molecular function (GO): G protein-coupled receptor activity
Source: RefSeq, a predicted model, not a curated record
AUGAAAAUGAAGUCCCAGGCAAUGAUGAUUUGUUGGUUAACAUUAUUUCUGGUCACAGAAUGUUCCUACAACAGACCUAAGAUGCACUCAAAAAAUAGAUAUAAACAUCAAGGCCCUGAAGGAAAACUCAAUGUUGGAAAGACACGAGAGAAAUGUCAAGGAGCUUGUACCACUUCUUAUUGCAACCAGUCUUGUGCCACAAACUUUCACGGAGAAAUAGGAUUUACAUGUAAUCAAAAAAAGUGGCAAAAAAUAACAGAAACAUGUACAAGUCUUUCAUUGGAAGCACUCUUUCAGGACUUAAAUGUCUUACCACCUUCUUCAAUAGUAGCAGCUCCUAUACCUCUUCCCAGUUACAGCCUUCGCGCUCCAGAGCCCAUCCGUGAUGUGGCUCAAGGAAUCCGAAAGAACUGUCCACUCGAUUAUGCCUGCAUCAUUGAUGUUGUGAAAUCGUCAGAAGCUACAUCGGGAAAUAUUGCAUUUAUAGUGGAGUUACUAAAAAAUAUUUCUCUAUACUUAGCUGAUAAUGUUACCCAAGAGAAAAUGAAGAGUUACAGCGAAGUGGCCAACCACAUUCUGGAUACAGCAGCCAUUUCCAACUGGACUUUCAUCCCCAACAAAAAUGCCAGCUCGGAUUUGCUGCAGUCAGUGAAUUUGUUCGCCAGGCAACUCCACUUCCACAGUGAAUCUGAGAACAUCGUGGAUGAACUCUUCAUUCAGACCAAAGGCUUUCAUGUCAACCAUAAUACCUCAGAGAAACGUUUUAAUUUCUCCAUGAACCUGAAAAACGUAACGAAAGGUAUCUCAGGAGUAAUAGAAAUCCCCAGGCAAGAGCUAUGGAAGCUGCAGAACACAUCCCGAGCCAUCAGCAUCGCUUUUCCCACCCUGGGAGCCAUUCUAACAGAAAACCCUGUGUAUGGGAGUCAUCCCAGGCCAGUGAACAGUCUGGUCCUCUCAGUGGUUUUACCAGAAAACUUGAAGCAAAUUUUGCUUACCUUUGAGAAAAUCAACCAAUCUGGUACCAAGAGGGCUCGGUGUGUUGGCUGGCAUUCUGGGGAAAGGAGGUGGGAUGAAAACGCAUGCAUAAAGAUGAAGGAUGUCAGGAACAAAGCACAGUGCCGCUGUAACACUAGCAAGACCAUAAUGUCAUUUUCCAUUCUGAUGUCCCCCAAAUCCGUUACAGAGAAGAUCCUGGAAUACAUCACUUGCAUUGGGCUCAGCAUCUCCAUCCUCAGCUUGCUCCUUUGCCUGAUCAUUGAGGCCAUGGUGUGGCCUCGGGUGGUGGUGACGGAGAUUUCCUACAUGCGCCAUGUGUGUAUUGUCAACAUAGCUGUGUCACUGCUGACGGCCAACGUCUGCUUCAUCAUCGCCUCUAAUUUUAGCAGCCAGGCCCAGGACUACAACUUGUGCGUCGCCAUGACAUUUUUCAGCCACUUUUUCUACCUCUCUUUGUUCUUCUGGAUGCUUUUCAAAGCACUGCUCAUCAUCUAUGGAAUAUUGGUCGUUUUCCGGAGGAUGUUGAAAUCGCGCAUGAUGGCCAUUGGCUUUGUGGUUGGCUAUGGGUGCCCGUUGGUCAUCGCUGUCACCACAGUUGCAGUUACAGAGCCAGGGAAAGGCUAUGUGAGAGCUGAGGCCUGCUGGCUGAACUGGGACAACACCAAAGCCCUCUUAGCAUUUGUCAUCCCGGCCUUGACCAUCGUGGCCGUGAAUCUCCUUGUGGUUUUGAUUGUGGCAGCCAACACUCAGAGGCCUUCUAUUGGCAGUUCCAAGUCUCAAGAUGUGGCUAUAAUUAUGAGGAUUAGCAAGAAUGUAGCCAUCCUGACUCCUUUGCUGGGACUGACCUGGGGUUUUGGAAUAAUCACUCUCAUCAGAGACAUUCCCUCAGUGUUCCAUAUCAUCUUUGCCCUGCUCAAUGCUUUCCAGGGUUUCUUCAUCUUGCUGUUUGGAACCAUUAUGGAUCACAAGAUAAGAGAUGCUUUGAGAAUGCGCAUGACUUCGCUGAAGGGGAAAUCAAGGGCAGCAGAGAAUCCAUCACUAAGUCCAACCAAUGGAUCUAAACUAAUGAAACGUUGA